AUGCCGCAUCUUCGUUCCUUCAAGUUCUCUUGGACCUCCUUUUGGAGCCGUGACGAUGAGGAGCGGAACGUUCCCGCUGCGGGCUUCCACAACCCGAACGACUAUGGUGGGAGCAUGCUUGCGAUCGCUCCGAACACUGGGGGACUUGGGGAGCCUUUGAACGUCAUCGUCUCAGGCCACUCCGAUGAGGCCGUCCUGGUGGAUCAAGAGAUCGGCAGAGGGUUUAGGAGCUACAUGGUAGCUGUCGGGUUUGCGUCGGAGUGUCUGGGCCAGCAUUCGGGAAACCCACAAACUGCAAAUUUGGGCGAUGGAGACGGCAUGCAGAAUGAGACGGCAGUGCUCAGAUAUCAUUAUGGCGACCCGGUGCUUGGGACAUGCAAAGAGUCGAUCCAGGGAGGCAACCAUUUCCGCUACUGGGCCCAGGAGGGUGCGGAGAGAAACAGUGGAGCGUACUUCCUCGCGACCUCCGAGGAGAAGUCUAUCAACUUCGGGCACGAUAUCGUUUUCAACGGAUACAACGUCGGGCGAGAUUGGCUGGUCGGAAACGCUACUGCUCAGUCAUCAGUUAUACCCACCCUCAACCUCACGAACGGCACCACGUACGCGGGCAGCAUCUCAUACAACAACUACACGUACUACACAGAAGCGAUAUACCUCUCCGGCAUCCUCCAGAACAGCUCAAACGGCGUGAAUCACGCGUUCAGCGUCGGCACGGACUCCAUGUCUCCGGUAGACGGCCUCGUCGCUGUGCUAACUGUGAAGAUCACUGCAACACCGUCUUCAUCCGAUACGUGA
Epithele typhae is the source of this 795-nucleotide messenger RNA. RefSeq lists its product as uncharacterized. The transcript has 8 exons. NCBI's taxonomy places the organism in Eukaryota, Fungi, Basidiomycota, Agaricomycetes, Polyporales, Epitheliaceae. The coding region runs from base 1 to 795 and encodes 264 amino acids. The record is from RefSeq and is a predicted model, not a curated record.